AUGAAUACUUAUUACAGUGUUUUUCUUUUCAUAUACGCUUUCCUUGGAUUAAGUUAUUAUAAUGCAGCAAUUACGCCAAAUACUAAAUGUAAAAAUGGAUUUUUGGCUCAAAUGAGUAACCAUUUAGAAUGUCGAUGUAAUGAAAACUUUGUACACGUGUCUAAUGAUACUUGUGAAAAAAAAGUUGAAUGCUCUGUGGAUACAGUUGAUAAGGCAUGUGGUGAAUUUUCAAAAUGUGUUAUGCAUGAAAACGAAGGCAAAGCGACAUACACAUGUGACUGUAUAAACGCAUAUGCUGUAAAAGGUGAUAUAUGUGUUCCAGAAACUUGCCAAAAUAUUGAAUGUGGCUUUGGUAAAUGUAUAAUAAAUGAGGAUGCUGUAAAUGACCCACCAAUAUGUUCUUGUAAUAUAGGAUAUGUUGUAAAUACUGAGGAUGGAAACAAAUGUACAACAGAAGGAGAUACCAAAUGCUCAUUAGUUUGCGGUGAAGAACACCAAAUAUGCAAAAAGAUAAAUGAUUUCUAUAGGUGUGACUGUGACGAGGGCUUUAAACUUAACGUUGAAGAAGAAAAAUGUGUCUCACAUUCAAUAUAUAGCAUGUUAAAUCUAAGCGUUAUAUUUGUCAUUUUACUAUUAUUCUCAAAUAUCAUUUAA
Messenger RNA from Plasmodium vinckei vinckei, 654 nucleotides. Its product is annotated as 25 kDa ookinete surface antigen precursor, putative. The transcript has a single exon. The coding region runs from base 1 to 654 and encodes 217 amino acids. NCBI's taxonomy places the organism in Eukaryota, Apicomplexa, Aconoidasida, Haemosporida, Plasmodiidae. The record is from RefSeq and is a predicted model, not a curated record. Gene Ontology annotation, cellular component: membrane; cell surface.